GCCGCGGCGUCUGGUAAACAGUCCUCGGGGUUAGGACAUGGCUCCCGCUGGCGCCCCUUAGCUUCGUGCUGCCGGGCAGCUCCCCGCGCGGAGCUCUGACAGGCUUUGGCGCCGCAGGGAAGGGAGCUUGAUCGGGCCGUUGCCGCGGGCGUGUCGCGGCGGGGGGAGGAGGGACCAAAGCGGCUGGCGGGUCAGGGAAGAAGGCCAGCCGGCAGUUGAACAGACUCGCGGUGGUCCUCGGGAGUAAGGAAGGGGAUUUCCCUCCCGCCGCGCCUCCCCUCCCCUCCCCCCCCGCCUUGGCGAGCCGCAAAACCCAGAGGCGGGAAUCGCCUUUUCCCUCCCAUUCUCUUGCCCGGGAGUGCGCCAUGUGGAUCCAGGUCCGUACGAUCGACGGUGCUCAGACCCAGACCAUCGACGACCUCAGUCGCCUCACCAAGAUCGAGAGUCUGCGCGAGAAGAUCCAGGAGAGCUUCCGCGUGAGCCCCGACCGGCAGCGCCUCUUCUACCGGGGCAAGCAGCUUGAAGAUGGACAUACGUUAUUUGAUUAUAAUGUUGGACUGAAUGAUAUAGUUCAGCUUUUGAUACGCUCAGAGUCUGAUGCACCUACUACUCCAUUGACUAAUAAAGAUGGAAAGCCCAGUCCCAGCACAGUUGCCAAUUGUAAGAACAAAGUCAAACAAGGAGCAAACAGUGGAUCAUCUAAUCUACCAUCUACAUCAGCCCGCUCGUUUCUUAUUGAUCCUGGCAUUGGGCAGUACAAGAUAAAUGAAUUGGUGGAUGCCCGAGAUGUCACUAUUGGAUCCUGGUUUGAAGCUCAUAUAGAAAAUGUGACACGUGCAACAAAAGGACAUAAAAACGGAAAAGCUCAAGGAAAGAGUGGCAGUAAUUACAAAAGGACUAAUGGGAACAUAAGCCAAGAUCACUCUAGAGAAAAUACAAAUAAUUUGGACAAUGCACCUUCCACAUCUUACUCAGAUUAUAUGGACACUGAUGAAGAUAUUAUUUAUCAUAUCAAGUAUGAUGAAUACCCAGAGAGUGGCAUCGUAGAAAUGACUGUCCGUAAUCUACGACCACGAGCAAGAACUAUUUUGAAAUGGAAUGAAUUACGUGUUGGUGAUGUGGUGAUGGUUAACUACAAUGUAGAGAGUCCAGAGGAGAGAGGAUUCUGGUUUGAUGCAGAGAUUACCAAUUUGAGGGAAAUUUCAAGGACUAACAAAGAAGUUUAUGUCAAAAUUAUGCUUGGAGGUCCAGAAGAUGUUAUAAAUGAUUGCAGACUCCUAUUUAUAGAAGAAAUAUACAAGAUUGAAAAGCCAGGAGCAUAUCCAUUGACAUUUGCAGAUGGAGAGUUCAAAAGAAAGAGUGGUCCUGAAUGCAAGCAUUGCAGAGCUGACCCAGAUAAAGAAUGUCGAUUUUGUUCUUGUUAUUUGUGUGGGGGAAAACAGGAUGCCCAUAUGCAGCUUCUCUGUGAUGAGUGUAAUAUGGCCUACCACAUAUACUGCCUGAAUCCACCUUUAAGCAAGAUACCAGAAGAUGAAGACUGGUACUGUCCUUCUUGUAAAAAUGAUUCUAAUGAAGUUGUGAAAGCAGGGGAAAAGCUCAAGCAGAGUAAAAAGAAAGCAAAGAUGCCAUCUGCUUGCACAGACAGCCAGCGAGAUUGGGGCAAGGGCAUGGCUUGUGUUGGUCGUACUAAGGAGUGCACUAUUGUUCCUUCUAACCACUAUGGACCUAUACCUGGAGUUCCUGUUGGAGCAUCUUGGAAAUUCAGAGUGCAGGUGAGUGAAGCAGGUGUCCAUAGACCUCAUGUCGGUGGAAUUCAUGGACGUAGUAAUGAUGGCGCCUACUCCCUCGUGUUGGCUGGGGGAUUUGAAGAUGAAGUAGAUCGAGGUGAUGAAUUUACUUACACUGGGAGUGGUGGAAGAGAUCUUUCCGGCAAUAAAAGGAUUGGAGAACAUUCGUUUGAUCAAACGCUAACACACAUGAACAGGGCACUGGCUCUAAAUUGUGAUGCCCCGCUGGAUGAUAAAAAUGGAGCUGAAUCUAAAAACUGGAGAGCCGGAAAGCCAGUUCGAGUGGUUCGCAGCUCCAAGGGUCGAAGAAUCAGCAAAUACGCCCCUGAAGAAGGCAACAGAUACGAUGGCAUUUACAAGGUGGUGAAAUACUGGCCAGAAAUUGGAAAGUGUGGAUUUUUAGUUUGGCGCUAUCUUCUGAGAAGAGAUGAUGCUGAGCCUGCACCUUGGACUUCAGAAGGAAUUGAACGGUCAAAGAAAUUGGGCUUGAGUUUACAGUACCCAGAAGGCUAUUUGGAAGCCAUGGCUAGUAAAGAAAAGAAGGAUAAAGUAAAAAAGCAACCUGUGAGACAGGAGCCAACAGAACAGAGCAAUGGAAAUCAGAAAAGGCCACUUGAUUAUGAAGGUAUAGUGGAACCUGCAAACACAGCCAAAGCCAUGAGGAUGGGAGAUGGAGGGAAAGGAGAAUCUUUCCAGCUAACUCAGCAACAACAGUGGCUGAUUCAAGAAGACUCCCCGAACCAGAAACUCUGGGAUGAAGUUCUAGUUUCUCUUAAAGAAGGACCAAAUUUUUUAAAGAAACUGGAACAAUCCUUUAUGUGUGUCUGCUGCCAGGAGCUGGUUUACCAACCGGUGACCACAGAGUGCCUCCACAAUGUCUGUAAAAGCUGUUUACAGCGCUCUUUCAGAGCUGAAGUCUUCACCUGCCCCGCUUGCCGGCAUGACCUUGGAAAGGGUUACACCAUGGUUCCCAACAAGGUGCUGCAGACACUACUUGACCAGUUCUUCCCUGGUUACAGCAAAGGACGAUGAUACGCGUUCAGUUCCCAACGCCAUUCUCCGAAGGACUUACAGACUUUAAAAAAGCAAGGAACUAGGAAAACUCAACGGCGGACCAGCUGGCUUAAGGGAAUUCACUUUACUGCCCCAUUGUGCAACAGUUAACGCAAUCUUUUGUUCCCAUUUAGCAGUCUUUUGUGUAGUACCAACUUUGAAUUCUCAGCUGUCUUUCAGCACUGACGGUAGUUUUGGACAGAUGACACCUAGUUUGCGCACAACAAAACAGAAGCCUUGGCUCGGGCCAGAGUAGCAGCGAAUGCUUCGGUUUGUUUUUGUAACUACCUCAGAUGGAGGAAAACAAUUGUGGGGAAUUUUAAGAGCACGUCAGAUAAGGUGUAGCUACACGCUGCCUCCUGAACCUUAGUUUUGCCUGGGCCAUGCGGUUUGAUUUUACACCAAGGAAACAGCACUUAAGCCAGUUUUUAUUACCGAACAUCAAAUUCUGUGGUGUGCAUCAUCCUUUUUUGUGUUUCCUCCCAUUAUGCUGUAUUUCUUUCUUCUUUUGCAAGAACAAGCUUUUAGUCUAUUUUUGUGAGCGUCCUUGUGCUCUCGUAUCUUAUGCAAGUUGACUACUAAUGACUGAGAACAAUAUGAAUGCAUUGUCGCUGUUAAUGUAAAGUGAUUUGUGUUUUUUGCACUUAAAGAGGGUAUUUAAGACACUCUAGUUGUGUAAAAACUAUUUCAUAUGAAACAGGCCACUUUUGUAUUAGGUAAAACUGUUUGCUUUUAGUAGGUCUUGUAUCAGUGGCAAUACAUCUUCUACAGCAUUGAGAACAGUGCUAGCUUGGAGAGGGCUCGACUCGCUUCAUAUUGUGAUCUGAAAUUUUAUAUACAGUAUAUCCCCCUUCCCUGAAUAUACCUUAUUAAAUAUUUUAUGAUUCAUAAAGUGUUAAUUGUUUAUAUUUUACAGCCAUAACAUUGUAAGCAUUGCCUAAAGAAGGGCUUUUAUAUUUGACAGGAAUAUUCCAUUUUUGAUAAGCAGGACAAAUUAUUCUGGAUGUUAUGUUAGUCUUUGGGGCAUUUACCUUGGAAAGCCCAUGUUAUAAAAAUGGUAUUUUAAAAGACCUUAGUUUCAAAGAUUUGCAUUUUCUUAUCUGCUUUAGAUUGCAGUUCAGCAAGAAACAUACUGAUCCGACAGCAAAUAACAUAAUGCUGCUUAAAUAUGUACAAAGCAUAUUUCUUAGCUGUUCCUGUAAAGGUGCAAGACAGGCCAAUAUUAUCCCUAUAUUAUGUACUAGAGACUCAGAUUUUGAGCUGCUAGACUAGUCCAGAUGGAAAGUUAAACCGUAAUUUAGCAUUAUGUGAAUAAACCUGCUUGGGCUUUCAGUCCCUCUGCACCAGCAGAGAAGAUGAUAAAAAAUUGAAAUGGUCUCUAGGUUAAUAUAGUUUGUGAACAAGCCAGGAUCAUGACCACAGUUUGAUCCUUGCUCUUUCUUAACUACUCACACUUUAAUUCAAGUUAAGUAAAACAUAAUAGGAAUCUUUUAUUAGUUAAAUUAGUUAAAAAUUGAAAGUCAAAACUUUGAAUCCUCUAGGGUGCACUGAUUAAGGGGCUAGGGGAGUACGUGGGUCUGAGGCUCAAGUAGGCUUAUUCCUGUAAUGUCUGAACAGGCCCACUGCCUGCCUCAUGGUUACCUAGAGAGCUGGUGAUCACAGCAGUGAUUUGGACGUUGUGGCUGCAGUUCAUCCAAUGCUGAGCCAUAAAUUGCUUUAUGUGCAUGAACAGGGUGGACCCUUGAGGUCAUACUGUCUUUCUGCCGGACUGCUUCUGUGAUGGAAGAGUGAGGCUGGAAGUUUUCAUUUCUGCCUUGCUAACCAUAGCUGCUUGUUACGGACAAAAUGGACAAAGUGUUGUCAGGGGGAACUACAGAUGGGGUACAAUUCCACUUACCCCUGAGCAUUGGUUAUGCAAGUAGGAAGAUGGCAAUGACCUGGGAGGGUGGAGUUGCCCACCCCAGAUGUAGGGAAACAUACCCAUUUCAAACUGUAGUUAAUGAUCCAGCCUUACUCUGGUUAAAGCAUGCUCAAACUGUUGCAGGUUUUUGGUUUGGGCAUAUAGUAGCUGUAGUUAGUUGCAAAUGGUGGAAGCUCCUGACUUCAUAGUUGCCACAGAGAAGGGCAGGGGGUGAGGAAAUACACGAGUCACUAGACCAUGGACAUAACACUAAAGUAUGGUUGAGGGCUAUGUACACACCAACCCAACGUGCCAUCACUUCAUUUCGCCAGGGGACUGAUUGUAUUACUGUUAUUGGCAUGUAAAAUGUUUAGUAUCCUCUGAUUUGGAAAGCUUUGUGUGUGGUAUUUUCAAAUGUUUAAGAGUCUAGUGAUGCAGCCCCAUUUCAUCCUCUUGGAAACAGAGAAGAGUCAUUACCUGUUCAAAAUGUUGAAAAGUUACUGUGUUUGGGCAAUCUUGUGCCAAAGCAGCCUCCACCGUACAACUAAAAGCUAGAGUCAAAUACAAGGAGGGAGGCCAUUUUCCAUUGUAGUAGAUGCUGUCUAUUCAGAAAUAAGCACCAUUUAAUUCAUUGGACCUUAUUUCCAAGAAAAUGGGUAUAGGAUUGCGAUCACAGUUUCAUUUGGAGCAGUAUUUGUACCGCAGCAAGAAAAAACUCAACAUCCCUUCUCCCUCCAGUGGAGAGACCCUUCUGUACUGGGGUUAGGGGGAAUAAAAAAUCAGAGGUAAGGACCUUUCAUGGUGGCUUUGCUCACAUCAAUCCUGCUUGAUGUUGGCCAACUUUGCCAGUGUCUGUUCUCAUGCUGUCCAGGAGGGUCCCUCUGCCCUCCAAGUAAGUUAUGUGGGAGGAUGUAGGGAGAAGAGAUAGCACUCAUCUGUGAGCUUCCUUCUGUAUGUUGUAGGACUGAAGCAUUGUUUGCAUCAUAUUUAACUGCUGGUUGGCCCAGAGUACAGAGCUGGGCAGUCAGACAUAGUUCCUAUUUCUGUAAGGCACAACUUUGAUAAAACAACCCGUUCCUUUUGUGCAGCAGCUACACAACAGUUCUCAUGGCAGCCAUCGGUGUCUUUAGUGUGUAAUUCCAUUUUGGUAAAUGCUGACGUAUCUUGGUUUAUUGUAAGAUGGCAGCUUUAAAAAGUGAUUUGUUUUCUGAUGUGUGCUGUAAAGGAUGUCUUGCCAUCCUUUAUAUUUCAAAUAAUAAAUUCGGAUUGUUUGUUGCACUUGCAUUAAUUACCCUU
Varanus komodoensis (Komodo dragon) is the source of this 6036-nucleotide messenger RNA. RefSeq names its product ubiquitin like with PHD and ring finger domains 2 (gene UHRF2). Gene Ontology annotation, molecular function: metal ion binding; ubiquitin protein ligase activity; protein binding. The transcript has 16 exons. The record is from RefSeq and is a predicted model, not a curated record. Gene Ontology annotation, biological process: negative regulation of gene expression via chromosomal CpG island methylation; protein ubiquitination. Bases 366 to 2819 code for a protein of 817 amino acids. Lineage: Eukaryota; Metazoa; Chordata; Lepidosauria; Squamata; Varanidae.